AGAGAUACAGCCUUCUACGAUAUUCUAGGGGUCGCACCUACGGCUUCCCCGGCUCAGCUCAAGCAGGCCUACCACGCACUUGUCCGCUCGACCCACCCGGAUAAAGUCCCCGAAGAAGACCGUGAAGAGGCUUCCAUCCGGUUCCGCGAAGUCCAGGAAGCCUAUGACAUUCUGCGUGAACCGGAUUCUCGUGCGCAAUACGACGAGCUUGGGAAAGAUGGCUUUGCUGGCGGUGCGGGUGGUAUGCAUGGUGGAAUGGACAUGGAUGACUUGUUUGCGCAGAUGUUUGGUGGGGGCGGAAUGCCUGGCAUGGGUGGUAUGGGUGGACCACCAGGGAAACAUCCAUACAGACGACAACCCAAGAAACAGGAUGUCGAGCAUGACUACGAUGUCACGCUGGAAGAUCUCUUCAAGGGCAAGAGCACAAAGAUGAAGGGCACGCGCAAUAAAAUCUGCCCACACUGUCAUGGAUCAGGUUGCAGAACAAAUCACAAACCGAGCAAGUGUCCCUCGUGUGAUGGCAGAGGCAGUAAAACAGCAAGCAUGAUGGUCGGACCAGGCAUGUACUCGCAGCAACAAGUCGAAUGUCCCUCGUGUGCAGGAUCAGGUGAGACGAUCAGAGAUAAGGAUCAAUGCCGGAAAUGCAAAGGUACCAAAGUCGUUGAUGAGCUCAAAAUCAUGGAACUCUUCAUCGACCGUGGUAUGCGUGAUGGUGAACGCAUCACGCUCAAGGGACAAGCAGAUGAAGUGCCAGGUGCCGAAACGGGCGACGUCAUCAUCACCUUGCAAGAACAACAGCAUGCAGUCUUUGAACGUCUUGGAUCUGACCUCAAGGCAGAAAUGCAAGUAACCCUUGCUGAAGCACUGACUGGCAUGUCUCGUGUUGUCCUCGUACACCUUGAUGGACGGCAUCUCAAAUUCACCACUAAGCCAGGGCAAGUCUUGCGGCCGGGUCAAGUGCUUGUGGUCAAUGGCGAAGGUAUGCCACUUGGUAAGCGCAGGGAGGGCUUUGGCGACUUGUAUCUCACAGUUGACAUCACCUUCCCCAAGGAUGGAUUCAUGAAAUCUCCUGCUGAUCUCAAAUCACUCGCUUCAUUGCUCCCACAAGACCCAGUCAUUGUGCCUGGUACAAACAAGGCUGCUGCAUCCACUGAUCUCGAAGAGGACAUUGAUGCCGUCGACGGCAGUCUCGAUGAAUUUGGUGGCGAAGAAGCACAGCAGCAGUGGCAAGAUGAGGAG
This is a messenger RNA of Protomyces lactucae-debilis, 1239 nucleotides long. RefSeq names its product DnaJ domain-containing protein. NCBI's taxonomy places the organism in Eukaryota, Fungi, Ascomycota, Taphrinomycetes, Taphrinales, Protomycetaceae. Gene Ontology annotation, molecular function: Hsp70 protein binding. The annotation marks the transcript as partial. The transcript has a single exon. The record is from RefSeq and is a predicted model, not a curated record. Gene Ontology annotation, cellular component: cytoplasm. Gene Ontology annotation, biological process: protein refolding.